This is a messenger RNA of Canariomyces notabilis, 3498 nucleotides long. RefSeq names its product carbamoyl-phosphate synthase. The transcript has 5 exons. The record is from RefSeq and is a predicted model, not a curated record. Gene Ontology annotation, cellular component: cytoplasm. NCBI's taxonomy places the organism in Eukaryota, Fungi, Ascomycota, Sordariomycetes, Sordariales, Chaetomiaceae. Gene Ontology annotation, molecular function: ATP binding; metal ion binding; carbamoyl-phosphate synthase (glutamine-hydrolyzing) activity. Bases 1 to 3498 code for a protein of 1165 amino acids.
AUGCCAUCGGCCUCAACGCCAGCGGGCCGUGCUCCGGCGCUCCUCCGGCAUGGUCGACGAGUCCCCGUCUCGACGCCCCAGCUGAGGCACUUGACCUCAGGCGCUCAGAAUGGCUUUCUGCGCACACAAGCAGAGACACCCAGCGCCAGGUUGAGCCAGAAGCGCCUCUUCACCGCAUCUGCUGCCAGGGCCGCCUCUGGCGCUGCGCAGCCCGCGCCCGACCCGAAGGCCUACCUUCAGAGCGGUGUGGUAAAACCUAAACAGCACGUCGACGUCAAAAAGGUCCUUGUCAUUGGCAGUGGUGGCCUUGCCAUUGGCCAGGCUGGAGAGUUUGACUACUCCGGAGCACAAGCUCUCAAGGCCUUAAAGGAGUCCGGUGUGGCAUCCGUGCUCAUCAAUCCCAAUAUUGCUACCAUCCAGACGAACCACUCCCUCGCCGACGAGGUCUACUACCUCCCCAUCACUCCGGAGUAUGUCGAGUAUGUCAUUCAGAGGGAGAAGCCUGAUGGCAUCUUCUUGUCGUUCGGUGGCCAGACCGCCCUGAACCUCGGUGUCCAGAUGCAGAAGCUGGGCCUCUUUGAGAAAUACGGCGUCAGGGUCCUCGGCACCAGCGUGAGGACCUUGGAGCUGAGCGAGGACAGAGAUCUAUUCGCGAAGGCGCUCGAGGAGAUUAACAUCCCCAUCGCAAAGUCCAUCGCCGUCAACACGGUUGACGAGGCUCUCGAUGCCGCUUCCAAGAUCGGCUACCCCAUUAUCGUCCGCGCAGCCUAUGCGCUAGGCGGCCUGGGAUCUGGCUUCGCAAACAACGAGGAGGAGCUCCGUAACAUGGCCGCUAGGUCACUAACCCUGUCGCCGCAAAUCCUGGUUGAGAAGUCUCUCAAGGGCUGGAAGGAGGUCGAGUACGAGGUUGUCCGUGACGCGAAUAACAAUUGCAUUACGGUGUGUAACAUGGAGAACUUUGACCCCCUGGGAAUUCACACUGGCGAUUCGAUUGUCGUUGCGCCGAGCCAAACGCUCAGCGACGAGGAGUACCACAUGCUGCGAUCCGCCGCCAUCAAGAUCGUCCGCCAUCUGGGCGUAGUUGGCGAGUGCAACGUCCAGUAUGCGCUACAGCCUGACGGCCUGGACUACAGGGUCAUUGAAGUCAACGCUCGUCUCUCCCGGUCCUCGGCCCUGGCCUCCAAGGCGACCGGUUACCCCUUGGCGUAUACCGCCGCCAAGAUCGGUCUCGGCCACAGCCUGCCCGAGCUUCCCAACGCCGUCACGAAGACGACAACGGCCAAUUUCGAGCCGUCCCUGGACUACAUCGUCACCAAGAUACCCAGGUGGGACCUGUCCAAGUUCCAGCACGUCAAGCGCGACAUUGGCAGCGCCAUGAAGUCGGUGGGCGAGGUCAUGGCCAUUGGCCGGACCUUUGAGGAGUCAUUUCAAAAGGCCAUCAGGCAGGUGGACCCCAGGUUUGUCGGCUUCCAGGGCGACAAGUUUGAGGACCUCGACUACGAGCUCCAGAACCCGACCGACCGCCGAUGGCUGGCUGUCGGUCAAGCCAUGCUCCACGAGAACUACACCGUCGAUCGCGUCCAUGAACUGACGAAGAUUGACAAGUGGUUCUUGCACAAGUUGCAGAACAUUGUGGACUGCAACAAGGAGCUCCAACAGGUCGGCAGCCUCAAGGGCUUGAGGAAGGAGCACAUCCUGAAGGCCAAGAAAAUGGGCUUUUCCGAUAAGCAAAUCGCCCUGGCCGUCGGCAGCACCGAGGACGAGGUCCGUGCCCGGAGGUUGGAGUUCGGCAUCCGGCCGUGGGUGAAGAGAAUCGACACCCUCGCCGCCGAGUUCCCGGCCAACACCAACUACCUUUACACCACGUAUAAUGCUUCCUCGCACGACAUCACCUUCGAAGACAAUGGCACCAUCAUUCUCGGAAGCGGCGUUUACCGCAUCGGGAGCUCCGUCGAGUUCGACUGGUGUGCUGUCAGCGCCACCCAGGCCCUGAGAAAGAUGGGCAAUAAGACGAUAAUGGUUAACACCCUGUCGACCGAUUACGACAGCGCGGAUCGCCUUUAUUUUGACGAGCUGAGCUACGAGCGGGUGAUGGAUAUCUAUGAGUUGGAAAGCGCCAGCGGUGUUGUGGUGUCCGUGGGCGGCCAGUUGCCGCAGAACAUCGCGCUCCGCCUGCAAGAGGCUGGCGGAGCAAACGUCCUUGGCACUGAUCCUCGAGACAUUGACAAGGCCGAGGAUAGGCAGAAGUUCUCCGAGAUCCUCGACAGCAUUGGUGUGGACCAGCCGGCGUGGAAGGAGCUUACUUCAGUCGAGGCCGCCGAGGAGUUCGCUGAACAAGUUGGCUACCCUGUCCUUGUUCGUCCCAGCUACGUCCUGUCGGGUGCUGCCAUGACGGUGAUCCGCAGCAAGGAGGACUUGAAGGACAAGCUGGAGGCCGCCGCCAAUGUCUCCCCCGAUCAUCCCGUCGUGAUCAGCAAAUUCAUUGAGGGAGCGCAGGAGAUUGACGUCGAUGGCGUCGCAUCCGGGGGCGAGCUAAUCGUCCACGCCAUCAGCGAACACGUUGAGCAAGCUGGUGUCCACUCGGGCGACGCUACCUUGGUUCUGCCUCCUGUGAACCUGGAUGAAAACACCAUGGGCCGCCUCAAGGAGAUCGCCCAGAAGGUGGCCAAGGCGUGGAAAAUCACGGGUCCAUUCAACAUGCAGGUCAUCAAGGCUGAUAACCCCGCGGGCGGCAGCCCGAUGUUGAAGGUGAUCGAGUGCAACCUCCGCGCUUCCCGGUCAUUCCCUUUCGUCAGCAAGGUGCUUGGCACCAAUUUCAUUGAUGUCGCCACCAAGGCGCUCGUCGGCAAGGACGUUCCCGAGCCGACCGACCUGAUGGCCGUCAAGCGCGACUAUAUCGCGACCAAGGUGCCGCAGUUUUCGUGGACCCGCUUGGCCGGUGCCGAUCCCUUCCUCGGUGUCGAGAUGGCAUCAACAGGCGAAAUGGCUUGCUUCGGCAAGGAUCUCGUCGAGGCAUACUGGACGUCGCUCCAGUCGGCCAUGAACUUCCGCGUGCCGCAGCCGGGCGAGGGUAUCCUCUUUGGCGGUGAGUUGAGCAAGAACUGGCUCACCACGGUGGUUGACUACCUGGCUCCUCUCGGCUACAAGCUGUAUGCCGCAGACAACGAGGUCAAACAGCACCUUGAGUCGUCCAGCAAGCACAAGAUUAAUGUCGACGUUAUUGAAUUCCCCAAGGAGGACAAGCGUGCUCUCCGCGAGGUGUUCAAAAAGUACGACAUUCGCGGCGUGUUUAACCUCGCCCAGGCCCGCGGUAAGACAGUCAUGGACGUUGACUACGUCAUGCGCCGUAAUGCAGUGGACUUUGGCGUGCCGCUGUUUAUGGAGCCCCAGACUGCCAUGCUCUUCGCUCAGUGCAUAGCUGAAAAGGUCCCCCGCCCGGAGGGUAUCCCCUCUGAGGUCCGCCGGUGGUCUGAGUUCAUUGGCGGCAAGCCAUUGUAA